Molecule: messenger RNA, 1964 nt
Organism: Hymenoscyphus albidus
Lineage: Eukaryota; Fungi; Ascomycota; Leotiomycetes; Helotiales; Helotiaceae
Source: the annotation of a GenBank genome assembly
GAAUGAUCAUCCCCUCGCAUAAAGUUGAAAUCCUUCCUUCACAUCGCUUUCCUCUCCUCCAUGGGGAAUGCCAUUCUUUGAUCGGAAUAGCUUCAUAAUUUUUAUAAUUAUGUCUUUGACAACAUCUCUUGCCGCCGCAAUGGUGGCGCCUACCCUAACGACAACAUUCAUGCCCUCUAACACAGCAUGCAUAGAAAACCACCUGACAAUGCUGGAGAACAGGGAGUGGGAAAUUUGGAUGAAUGAAGUACUGCCAGUCCCAGGAACUACAAUGACGGAUUGUUAUCCAACACAAUAUAUCAAGAGUCGUCUGGAAUUGGCUGGAGGUGUGACCCAAGGUGCUUUUCAGGCGCUCGUUUGUCCUCAGAGCUACAGCUCUCUAGCAGCAUAUACCUCAAAUUACAUCGCUUGCUGCCCUAAGUAUGACGAAAAUCCUAUCUGAUAUACAGACAACUAACAUUCGUAUUAGCGGUUAUCAAUUCACACCUCCCAAAACAACGAUUUUUUCAGAUAGGCCAGCAUUCGGAGGAACAUGUUAUACCCCGAUGUAAGUUGAAAGAAAGUUUCCAGACUUCAAGAAUCCAUGAUGAAUCAAGAACUGAAGCCCAGUAAUGUAGUACUAUGGGAACCCCAGUGAUUGUUACCGCAUAUGGAUCCUCUGGAGUUACUGCGACAUCGAUCUUUUCAGCUCCCGACAUUCAUGCUGCAGCUUAUGCUUCUCCCUACGAGGGUUUUGCUUAUGGGGUUGCUCAAGUUCCAAGUAUCACUGCCGCACCAUCAGCAACAACAGGAAUCGCGGCUCCAACAAGUACUUCAGGAGCCUCGGGGGGGCUGGUUGGGCAGACUCAUACUGUAAGCUAUCUACAUUACUCUUAUAAACUUCUCUCACACUGUGAAGGUGAUAGCUGGAGCCGGUCCAACAUUCAUUCCAAGUUCAGUAAACGCACAAGUUGGAGAUAAAGUGGUUUUUGCCUUCUCCUCUGGAAACCAUACCAUUACCCAAUCCAGUUUCGAAAAACCAUGCGAAAAACUUCCUAACGGAUUCGAUUCUGAUUACAUCGGCAACAGCGCAACAGAAUUCUCGCUUGCCGUAAAUGUGUCAACCGCCCAAUUCUUUUACUCGAAGCAAUCUUCGGAUUGUAAGGAGGGCAUGCUUUUUGCUCUAAACCCUACCUCUUCCCAAUCCGAAUCGGCUUUCCGGGCACUCGCAAUCUCACAGACUGGCAGCACAUCAAGCAGAAUGUCUCCUGGCGUCAUAGCAGGCAUAGUUAUAGCAUCAAUUGCAGGAGUCGGAAUACUUGGGCUUUUGGCGCUUCUGCAUUUAAGGCGAAGAAAGCAACACCCACCGGGUGUAGCUGAGAAACUAGAAGACGGUUCUUCACGAAGUGAAUCAACAUCUCCAAACAGUGGAAAUGGCAAUUCAGGAUUCAGGAACGAAGUUGCAUUGAACAAUAUCAAUGAAGCCGAAGGAAGUUUGGGUUCUCCCAAGGCGGCGGAGUUAUACGACAUGCAAUUACCAACCGAACUUGCAGGCUGCAGUGCAGUAGAGAUGUCAGCAGAAAACGCAACACAUCACGAAGCAAACAUGAGCGAAAAAGAUGGCGCGCAACAUAGUAUGAGAGACGAUUCGCCCACGAAAUCCGUCGGGACACACCAGACAUGGGGAUAUGAGCCUACAGGAAAUGAACGGGCGGAAAUCAUGUCUCCAGAGAGCAAUCCAAGAUACAGUCAGCGCCCAUGGGGUGCGGGGACAAGUACAACUGUCAGCAGCCCAGAAGAAGAAGAAACGAGGCAGAACCUUUCCAGUCCAAAUGAUCGUUCCCUGAGAGCUAACGGGUGGCGUUAAUGUUUAUAGUUCUUGAGCAUGUAGUUUUAUUUAAUGAUUGAAAAUGAAUUUCCUAUUCCUAGACUAGAUUAGUUAUUACUAGCCUUUCAAAAAAGAGAACCUAAUUUACACCCUAAGA